AGUGUUGACAGGAUGCGCGGACACAAUGCGCGCGCAACUUAUCGCCAUUUUGAAUUUCCAUCCCGCAUCUGUUACCAUAGAAGGGGGAACAUUUAGAGCUUAACAGCUGUGAACGCGAAAUACUGCUCAUCCCUAAGGAUAUUCAAAUAAUUUAGUUAAAACAUUUUUCAAGUAAACGCACACAAGCUGCUCAUGACAAUGGAGCGGUUGCUUUAAUUUGUUAGUUUAACAAAAGUAUACAACAUAAAACAGUAAGUUACGAAAUAGCAUUUCUGAAUUAUCGAUUGAUUUGUUCGUAACAAAUCUACGCAGCACGCAUUCGUGUUUGCUUGACUUCCCAUCCAUAUAAAUUUCAAAGUGGGCUAAAUGUGUAUAGCCUUGUGAGAUCCGCGACAGUGAAGAAAAUCGAUAAGCAAGUACUUUCCUGUAGCCUUGCCGACUGUAAGGCGAAGAUAGUUCUCGAGGUUAAUUUGUAAAGGCUAAACAGUUCCUUCGAUAGCCUUCUUUGCAUCUCAUUUACUAGGAAACACAGGAAGACUGUUCAAAGAUGACUGGCGAAGCAAAAUGGCAGAAAGAUGCUGCGGAUCAGAACUUCGAUUACAUGUUCAAACUGUUGAUCAUAGGAAACAGCUCAGUAGGAAAAACUAGUUUCCUCUUCCGAUAUGCAGACGAUUCCUUCACUUCAGCCUUUGUGUCUACCGUUGGUAUCGACUUCAAAGUGAAAACGGUUUUCCGGCACGAUAAGCGCGUCAAAUUGCAAAUAUGGGAUACUGCAGGUCAGGAACGCUACCGUACCAUCACGACUGCCUAUUAUCGAGGUGCUAUGGGCUUCAUUCUGAUGUAUGAUAUUACUAACGAAGAAAGUUUCAACAGCGUACAGGACUGGGUUACCCAGAUCAAGACAUAUUCGUGGGAUAAUGCUCAAGUUAUUCUCGUCGGAAACAAAUGUGACAUGGAAGAAGAACGUGUAGUUAGCGCGGAGCGUGGACGACAGUUGGCUGAUCAACUGGGUGUCGAGUUUUAUGAAACAAGCGCAAAAGAAAAUAUAAACGUCAAGGCUGUAUUCGAGCGACUAGUUGAUAUAAUCUGCGACAAGAUGUCCGAAAGUCUUGAUUCGGAGCCAGCGAUGUUGGCCGGAGGAGCCCGUGGUCAGCGUCUCACGGAGCAGCCUCAAGGAAGCAACAAUCCUAACUGUAACUGCUAAUAAAAUUAUUCACUGAAAAAGAUAAAAUUACUGAUUCAUUUGAUUUAUUAUAAACGGAGUUUCGUCUUAAACAAUUUAAUAAUGAACAGAAUAUUAUCAAAAUCAGUACAUAACUAUUUGUUUCUUGAUAUUUACAUUGAAAUAUUUCAAACAAAUGUAACGUAAAUUUAGACGAUUUUAAAAAUUUUAAGUACAUUUUCAACCAAUAUAAUUAUAAUAUAAAUUAUUCAAAUACUGUUACGUCAAUCUUGAAUAAAAUUAUAUGUAUUAACCAAAUAGAUUGGCUGUUAAAAAUUAUGUAUUAUUAAAAUGAAAUUAUUGUAAUAGUAUUAUUAUCUUAUAGAUGUUACUUAGCUAUAUAUGUGUAUACUGCGAGCUGGAGUAGGGAUCUGACAAUUUACGUCAUUUAAAUAUUUAUUUGCACGAAAAUUGUUUAACUAAACAAAUUGUAACUUAACAAGAAAAAUACGAUGCUAUUAUGAAUUAUUUGAGAAUAUUAUAAUCUAAAGCUUCAAAAUAUCUUGGACCAAAGCUGAUUUUGAAAAAUAAACCUUAAACCAGAUGUUCAAACUGCGCAAAAAGAUUUUGAUAUAUAGUUUUAGAUUGAAUCAUUUGAGGAACAACAUAAUAUUAAAGUUUAUAAACUCUAACAGCAAAACUCUUAAGAUUAAAGCUUUUUUUUUUUAUGGCAACAAAUAGUAUAAUGUUUAAAGUAGAUAAUUAAUAUAUUUAAUUUUCUAAAAUCGAAGGAAAAAUAAUCCGUAUUAAGCUAUAUAUUUUUGUUGGGCGGAGAUUAUAAACUUUGAUUCUUGUUAUCCUCGUUUAGUUUUUGAUACUUCUUGUCUAUGGAUUACGAAUGCUUCUGUUACUUUUUGCUACUAAUCAACAUGUAUUUAGAUGUUUUAGUGACGGUAUUUACUAGAACAACGUCAUUUGAUUAUUAAGUAGUUGAUAUUAAUCGAUGUUUGUUGUUAUACUUUGAUGUAAUCUAUCUUAUUAAUCGUGUUACCUAGUGUUGACAAAAUUUAACAGGAACAAAACUUUAUUGCAAGAUUACUCGGCCUCAAGAAAAAUUGGAAUAAUACGUGUCUAAUCUUUAAAAAAAUAUACUGAUUAUCUAGAAUGUGUAAAUACGUUAACCGAUGUAUAAAUGAAUGUAUAGUAUUAUCUACCUAUAUAAUAUAAACUCUCUUUGUAUUCUUGUUACUACGCUACGUUAAAAUCUUACUAUAGGUGUUAUUAUUUGAACAUUAGCGUAAGAAUGGUCAAAGUGUUUCAGUUAAUCGUUGUCUCAUCUCAGGCUGUUACUUAAGAAGAAAAAAAUAUUAAUUUUUAAGUCACUUGUGUGACGUCUUCGUAAUCAUAUUUAAAUAUAUCGACGCUUGAAAGGCAAACGUGACUAAGCGGCAAUGCGUGAACUUUACAGUAGACUACUUUAAAGUUGAAAUACCUGAAAACAAAAUUUAUUUUAACGAAUCUAGCUGUAGUAGAAUCUAGCUAGUAGCUGUAGGAUUGAAAUGAUUUUAAUAGACCUAGAAAUUUUUUUUUUUGCGCAUAGAAUAUGGUUAUUGCCUAUCAUUUAUGUACAAAGCAGUUAUUGUCGCAGUCACAUUUACCUUUCAAUCGUCGAUAUUGUUGUAUUAGUUCGCACGAUGGUUACAGGAACAGAUUAGGAUCAGUUGUCGAAGUUUGUUGGAGGUCUAUAUCCGGUGGUGGUCAUCGUUCGACUGAUGAUCGAUCCAUUUGCUUAAUGUCCAUGUAGUUCAUGCUUUAGGAUGAGUAUUUCUCAUGCAAAUAGGAAACCGUACAUAGUUUUUUUGCAAUAUUUUUGAAGACAUUCGAGUAAAAUUUGGCAGCAUAUUAGGAAUUUGUAUGUUAAUGGAAUGAACAAUGUUUGGAUUUAAAUCGUUCUCUCGACUGCUUACAUAAGCUUGUUAGAAAUUGUAUGAGUAUUUGCUUAAAAUUGUUUUUGAUGUCACACAUAAUAGUUUAAAUGUUUUUUAAGCUAGUGUUUGACCUUAUCUGUAGAGGAACUAGACAAUACAUGUUAAAAAUUACAUUUUGUUGAUGACAUGAGCACAUUAUUUUUAGAGUCUAACUAUAUACCUACUAGAAAAUAUUAGUUAAUAAACAUAAUUAUGAUAAUCUUCGUUAUGAGAUGUAAACAAAUAUACGUAUUUACUUACCGUUUUAAUAUUAACUUAUUGCUUUUAUAAAUAUAAAAAGCGCGGAGGUAUGAACCAUACCAAAAUUGCUUCAGAGGACACUUUUAUCGUUCUAUUUAAAAAAAAAAACAUAUAAUACAAAAACAAGAAAAGAUGUUUUUUUAAGCAAAAAUUUGAUUAUUUAAAAAAUUGACAUUUAGCACUCAUCAAUAUUCACAAAUCAAAAGUCAAUUCAUUCAGAAUUAAUUAUACUCAGUCAGCCCAUGUCACUGAAUUAAAAACGAAUGAAGUUAACAUGACAUGACAGAUCAAAUUUAAAAGUUCAGAGGCUUCGAUGUCGAAAUAAAGUAGAAAGUAUAAUAUCUAGAUGAGUGGAGGUUCUUUUCUUAAUGAACGAAGAUGCAUAUCGUAGUGAUGGGCUUAAUGUAGCACUACUUAGAAGAAUUUAGUGAAUGCAAGACUAUGCUUUUCUUUCGUUCUCUUAGGAAAAACUAAUAUUAUGAUAAUCAGAAAAUAUGAUUUUAAAGAUGUUUUCAUAUUCAUAUAAAAUCAUUUAUUCUUAUUGGUGUCAUAAACAUGUAAUCAAUUAGACGUGUUCUCAUUAUGUGUGUUAAAGUAUUUGUUGUGCGUUGAUAAAGGAUUUAUUUAAAAAUACACAAUGUAAGAGAUUCACGAAAAUAUAUUAUAAAUAUUGAAUGGGA
This is a messenger RNA of Bombyx mori (domestic silkworm), 4070 nucleotides long. It is a transcript of the gene Rab3, whose product is annotated as ras-related GTP-binding protein Rab3. Gene Ontology annotation, biological process: protein localization to plasma membrane; regulation of exocytosis; protein secretion. The record is from RefSeq and is a predicted model, not a curated record. NCBI's taxonomy places the organism in Eukaryota, Metazoa, Arthropoda, Insecta, Lepidoptera, Bombycidae. The transcript is spliced from 6 exons. Gene Ontology annotation, molecular function: myosin V binding; GTP binding; GTPase activity. Bases 548 to 1204 code for a protein of 218 amino acids. Gene Ontology annotation, cellular component: synaptic vesicle; plasma membrane; endosome.